Molecule: messenger RNA, 14346 nt
Organism: Eriocheir sinensis (Chinese mitten crab)
Lineage: Eukaryota; Metazoa; Arthropoda; Malacostraca; Decapoda; Varunidae
Product: fibrillin-2-like
Exons: 47
Coding region: 855-11519 (3554 amino acids)
Molecular function (GO): calcium ion binding
Source: RefSeq, a predicted model, not a curated record
UGUAUCAAGGCUGGAGUGCCUCUCCCCGCGGGUCGGGGCCCGGGGUCCUGCACGCCCACUCCGCCUCCACUUUCGCGAGGCGCCUCCAUCGGAAUGUGGAGGUCUCGUGUCAUGGGAAACAAGGUCACCUCAAAUUUUCUUAGUCUGCAAGAAGCCAAGAAGGUUGGCUCUGCAGGGGGGUGGCCGCCUUGCCGAGGCCAUCGCGGCUUUUUCAGCUUGAGCAUUCCUCGGGCGCGGCUGAGCUCAUCCUUGGACUCGUUGCAAUCCCUCACAUAAAAAGACAGACUGGGCGAGGGGCGUUAUUAUCCACUUAAUUCAAGAUUGGACAGCUAAGGUUGGCCCAGGCGAGGGGCACCUCACCUCCGGUACCCUGCAAGGCACGUCCUGGCCCUUCCUCCCCUGCUGAACGCCAGGCCCCAGCUUCCGGCCACGCCCACCUCCCGCCUCCCGCACCGCCGCCUCCAUCACCUCUUCGCACCAAAGGAAAGCAAUACAUCCUUGGCGUGGCUCACGGUCUAGGACUAAACAGGCACGGGAGGGAGUCCGUUGUGAGGGGGAGGCGAGUGCGAGGAGGGUGGGGCGGUCAGCCGGGGAGGCGGGUGAGGAUGGGCGGGUGUCAGGCUCAGGCGGCGCCGCUCAGCAGGACUUCAGACACUCGGCGACCGCCGCACUAGUCACUCACGUUCGCCGUGCUGUGGUCCUCUGACGCGGGCUCUCGCUUUGCUUGCCCACGACACCGACGCGUGCACGAACAGACGGACACCCGGCGCGCAGCUUCCUCCCUCCGCGUGAGUGUGCCAAUGCUGCCCCCUAAGUGCCACAUGACGCCCGCAUAACGCCGUAGGACGCGCGCGAUGCUGGUGACGGUGGGGCUGAUCCUGGUGGCCGCCGCCCAGGCCCUCGCCAAGCCCGAUGGAUACUCAGGAUAUGAGCUCGGCCGCCGCCCGCCGCCUGGGGGACCCAACGUGUGCAAUACCAACAGCAACCGGAUCCGAAGUUGCUGCCCGGGCUGGACGCAGAAGACGACCAACAACCUCUGCAUCAUCCCCAUUUGCGUGAGGAACUGCGGGCAGGGCGGACGCUGUGUACGUCCCAACCUGUGCAUCUGUCCCACGGGCGCCAUCUCCCAGGUGUGUGGAGGCUCCGGCAGGAAUGGGAGGCUCGGCGGACGGAAUGGCCUAAGCCGGAACGGGUAUAGGAAUGGCUACAAUGGAGGGGGUCCCGGGACUAUUAGCAUCGGCGGCCCCGGCGGCCCUGGUGGAGUGGGUGGCGUCGGGGGUGGUGGUGGCGUUGGGGGACCAGGAACAGGAGUGCAUGGAGUAGGGAAUGGAAGAGGCGUCAAUGGGGGUGUAAGGCCAGGAACAGGGACAGGCGUGGGAGUGGGAACCAACGGAGGCGUGGCGCCAGUAUACACUAACGGCGUAGGACCCGGCGGGACAGAAGUGAUUGGAGGCCCGGGCGUGAGAGGGCCAGGCGUUGUCGGCAGACCGGGCGUACCAGGAGGACCAGGUAUCGGCGUUGGACCAGGAGGCCCAGGGGUACCAGGCAUUGUGGGCGGACCUGGCGGGCCAGGAGGACCAGGGUUUCCCGGUGGGCCAGGAGGACCAGGGUUUCCCGGUGGCCCAAGAGGACCAGGAUUUCCCGGUGGGCCAGGACCAGGAUUUCCCGGUGGACCAGGAGGACCAGGGUUUCCCGGUGGGCCAGGACCAGGGUUUCCCGGUGGACCAGGAGGACCAGGGUUUCCCGGUGGGCCAGGAGGACCAAGGCUCCCCGGCGUGCCAGGAGGCCCAGGAGUCCCGGGUGUGCCGGUGGGGCCUGGCGCAACCAUCGUCAACGGCAGAGUGACGUACCCGGGGUCGGGGGACAGGCAAGCCGCUGUGUGUCAGCAGCCGUGCCUCAACGGCGGCCGCUGCGUCGGGCCGGACCGCUGCGCCUGCGUGUACGGGUUCACCGGCAGGCGUUGUGAAGUGGACUACCGGACAGGGCCGUGCUUCACCAAGGUGCAGCAUGACAUGUGCCAAGGCCAGCUGCCGGGUGUGGUGUGCACCAAGCAGCUGUGUUGUGCCACCAUUGGUAAGGCUUGGGGCCACCCCUGUGAGCACUGUCCUCAGAGACUUGACUGUGACAAAGGAUUCCUCAAGAACAUUCACAGUGGACAAUGUGUAGAUAUUGAUGAGUGUGGGGCCAUCCCCGGCUUGUGCGAGGGAGGCAUCUGUGUCAACAGCCACGGGUCCUUCAGGUGUGAGUGUCCCGAGGGUCAAGUGCGAAACCCCGAGUCCAACGCCUGCGAGGACCGCGACGAAUGUGAUGACGAAGACACCUGCCUCAACGGCCGCUGUGUUAACACUGACGGCAGCUACUACUGCAGCUGCAACAGUGGCUACAUCCCCAGUCAGGACCGCAAGAGCUGCUUAGACACCCGGCAGGGAUUCUGUUACACAGAGAUCCGAGGCCGCAACCGGUGCAAGAAGCCACUGCCCAUCCCCCUCACCCAGCAGGCAUGUUGUUGUGGCAAGAACAUGGGCAAGGCGUGGGGAGAGGGACGCAAUGAAUGCAUUUCCUGCCCCAUGGUUGGCGAGGAGAGGUACCAGAGGAUGUGUGAACAGGCGGGCUACAAACACCCACCAAUGGAUCACUGCGCCCUCAACCCUGAACUGUGUGGCAGUGGCGGCCGCUGCGUUGACACUGCUGACGGCUUUACUUGUGAAUGUUAUGAUGGCUAUGAGCUCAACUCUGAUGAUGACUUAUGUGAAGACGAGGAUGAGUGCCGCGAGGGUGCCUGCCUGGGGGGCCAGUGCUACAAUACUCAGGGCAGCUUCAGAUGUCACUGUCCGGUUGGCUUUGAUAUUUCUUCGGAUGGCCUCUCCUGCCUUGAUCACGACGAGUGCAGCGAGACGGGAAUGUGUGCCAACGGAGUCUGCACCAACAUGGACGGCUCCUUCAAGUGUGUGUGCAGUGAGGGUUAUGUCCUCUCCUCAUCAGGAUUCGCUUGCAUCGACAUCAACGAGUGUGAAGAAAACCGACGCAUUUGCUUAUUUGGGCGCUGCGAGAACUUGGAGGGAAGUUAUCGCUGUAUUUGUGACAACGGCUACACACACGCCCCAGACGGCAGCUUCUGUACAGACAUGGAUGAGUGCAGUGAGACAGGGAUGUGUGACCACGGCUCAUGCCUCAAUGUUGACGGCUCCUUCAAGUGUGUGUGUCAGCCUGGCUACACACUCUCUCCAUCGGGCAAAACCUGUAUUGACCUAGAUGAGUGUAAAUCUGGCCCAUGCAAGAAUGGCCACUGCAUCAACACAGAUGGAAGCUUCAGGUGUGAGUGUCCUCCUGGCUUCACCUUGGGAGUCAACGGCAUGAUUUGUCUAGACACCAAGUUAGACUUCUGUUAUGCUGUUUUCCGGGAUGGCCAGUGCUCCAAUCCCUCCACCACCCCCACCACCAAGUCUGCCUGCUGCUGCUGCACUGUGAUCCUGGGGCAGCCCAUGGGCUGGGGAACGCCCUGUCAAGCUUGCCCUCUGCCUGGAACACACGAGUUCCUCUCCCUCUGUCCCCAUGGCUCAGGCACAACGCAUGAGGGUCACGAUAUCAAUGAGUGUGCUCUCAGCCUGCCCAUCUGCCGCAAUGGUGCAUGUGAGAAUCUCGAGGGUGGCUACCGCUGCAUAUGCAACACUGGCUACACUGUGGAUGAGAGCGGCCGCCAGUGUCAUGACAUCAAUGAAUGCGCUAUUGACAAUCUGCUCUGUGAUGGGGGACAGUGCCGGAACACGCCAGGAAGCUAUCAGUGCAUCUGUCCGUCAGGCACCCAGUUCAACCCUGCCACACGGGUUUGUGCAGACAUAGACGAGUGCAAGGAAUUCGGGGAAGAAGCCUGUGUUGGGGGCACCUGUGUCAACGUGAUUGGCUCCUACAAGUGCGAGUGUGAAGAGGGAACCAUAGUUGACUCCACUGGCAGAUACUGCAUUGACAACAGGCGAGGGUCUUGCUGGACAAAAGUCAAGGAUGGACGCUGUGAAAACAACCUCCCCAAACUGACGCUCAAGGCCGAGUGUUGCUGCACCAUUGGCAAAGCUUGGGGCUCACCAUGCGAGAUCUGCAAGCCAGAGGACUGUGACUGUCGUAUUGGUUUCGCAAAGAUGGACGGCAAGACCUGCCAAGACAUCAAUGAGUGUCUCCUCCACCCUGGCAUCUGCCAAGGUGGUGGUGAGUGUGUCAACACUGACGGCUCUUUCACUUGCAACUGUCCCCCGGGGCUCACUCUGGACAACACCAAGACCAAGUGCCUUGACCUGCGAGAGGAAACUUGCUACCUGGAGUACAGGAGUGGAUUGUGCAGCAAGCCUAUGGAUGGACUCUUUAAGAAGUCAGCCUGCUGCUGCACGGUGGGCCGGGCAUGGGGCGAGGGCUGCGAGGGCUGUCCACGGCCAGGCACUGACGCCUUUGAUGAGCUUUGUCCCAAAAGUUACGGCUACGAAGGACGAAAGGACGUCAACGAGUGCAUCACCUUUUCCGACAUGUGUGAGAAUGGUCGCUGCAGGAACUCCAUCGGGUCAUUCUCGUGUCGCUGCAACCAAGGCUAUGCACUGGAUGAGGAUGGCGUUAAGUGCCUGGAUAUUGAUGAGUGUGGCAUCAUGCACGGCGUGUGCGGCAACGGCACCUGCCAGAACACGGCCGGCUCCUUCAUGUGUGACUGUGACACGGGCUUUGAGUCCACCAUGAUGAUGCAAGUUUGCAUGGACAUCAACGAGUGUGAGAGAACACCCGGCCUCUGCAGGGGCGGCCGCUGCAUCAACACGCCCGGCAGCUUCAGGUGUGAGUGUCCACCGGGCCACGAGCUUUCCUCAGACCACCGCUCAUGCAAGGACAUUGAUGAGUGUUCUCGUACUUCAGGAAUCUGCUCCAACGGUGUGUGUGAGAACAUGAUGGGCACUUACCAGUGUAUGUGCAAUGAUGGCUACCAGCAGACUGGCCAGAAGUCUCACUGUGAAGACAUUGAUGAGUGCAGCCUCAAUAAUGGUGGCUGUGAUGACGUCUGCAUCAACACUCCGGGACUCUUCUCGUGUUCUUGCUCCACUGGGUACAUGCUGCUGCUGGACGGCCGCUCAUGUUCCGAUGUGGACGAGUGCAAGGAAAAUGCAGCCAUCUGCGCUGGAGGCCAGUGCACCAACACUCCCGGGACGUACCUCUGCACAUGUGAGGGCGGCCUUCUUCCCGACCCAGACGGUCCAGGCUGCUUGGAUGUGGACGAGUGUGAAAUGAACCCCAACCUGUGUCAGAAUGGCAAGUGUAGCAAUGUUGCCGGGUCAUUUGCUUGCCGCUGCGAAGACGGCUACAGUGUCAAAUCUGAGCUUGGUCCAGGAUGCACUGACGAUGAUGAGUGUUCCAUGGGAACGUUCCGCUGUGACCCGAAUGCUGAGUGCAGCAACAUUGAUGGCACCUAUGAGUGUCAUUGUAGAGACGGGUUCACAGGAAAUGGGAAAACUUGUCGGGAUGUCAACGAGUGUCUCACCAACAACGGUGGCUGUCACCGCGACGCUCAGUGCAUCAACACUGACGGCUCCUUCAAGUGUGUGUGUGAUAUCGGGUUCAGGGGCGACGGCUCCUUCUGUGAGGACAUAGAUGAGUGCACGCAGGACCCAACCCUGUGCGAGAAUGGCCAUUGCCUGAACCACCCAGGGACCUUCCAGUGUGACUGUGAGAUGGGCUUCAUGCACCCAGACCCCCCCAAUGAACUGGACUGUGUUGAUAUAGACGAGUGUGAGAUGUUCAACAACCUCUGUGUGUAUGGCCAGUGUGAGAACAUCUUUGGAAUGUUUCGUUGUAUCUGUGACACUGGCUACCACCUUGAUGCGACGGGAGGUAAUUGCACCGACAUUGACGAGUGUGACAAUCCAGACGUGUGCCAGUACGGAACGUGUAUCAACCAGCAGGGAAUCUACGAGUGCGAGUGUCCUCCAAACUAUGAACUCAUUGACUCGGGUGAUGGCUGUAUUGACCGCCGUGAAGGAGAGUGUUUCUUGGAUGUCCUCAGUGUGAGAGAAAAGCACGGCAUCUGCCACGAUCCUCUUGGAGACCCUGUGACACGCUCCACCUGCUGCUGCUCCAUUGGCAAGGCGUGGGGGCCCCGCUGCGAGGUGUGUCCAGCCGAAGACUCCGAUGAAUACCAGCAGCUGUGUCCUGGUGGCAAGGGAUUCCGUCCAAACACAAUCACUGUAAUUUUAGAGGACAUUAAAGAAUGUGAGGAAAUGGAGAACCUUUGUGGGAAUGGACGUUGUUCUAACACGUUUGGCUCCUUCAUGUGUUCCUGUGACCGGGGCUACAGACUGAACGAGGCCGGCUCUCUCUGUGUAGAUUUUGAUGAAUGUGCAGAUCAAAGUAAAUGCAAGAAUGGUCGCUGCAUCAACACCAUUGGCGGCUAUGAGUGUGAAUGCCCUGACGGCUACACAUUGCUUCCUAAUGGGGCAGAGUGUAUUGACAUGAGAGAGGAGACUUGCUUCAUGGAGUACAAUGAUGGGGUGUGCACCAUGCCGAUGAGGGCUUCAAUCACAAGGAUGAAGUGCUGCUGCUCCAUGGGGGCCGCUUGGGGCUUCAACUGCGAGCCAUGUCCAGCAAAGAACACAAUGCCCUACAGUGACCUGUGCUACACCGGCCGGCCAGGCGCUGGGCUGCCUGGCCUGCUUCCCAGCCGCCCAGGUGAUUCCAUUCCCGGAAGACCAGGCGAGUUUUACCCCCCCGGCCGCCCAGGUGACCCCAUUCCUGGACGACCAGGAGAGUUUUACCCCCCAGGUCGCCCAGGUGACCCUAUUCCUAUUAGACCAGGUGACCCCAUUCCUGGAAGACCAGGAGAGUUUUACCCCCCGGGCCGCCCAGGUGAUCCCAUUCCCGGAAGACCAGGGGAGUUCUAUCCUGAAGGCCGCCCAGGUGACCCUAUUCCCGGAAGACCAGGGGAGUUCUAUCCUGAAGGCCGCCCAGGUGACCCCAUUCCCGGAAGACCAGGGGAGUUCUAUCCUGAAGGCCGCCCAGGUGAUCCCAUUCCCGGAAGACCAGGGGAGUUCUAUCCUGAAGGCCGUCCAGGUGACCCUAUUCCUGGAAGACCAGGCGAGUUUUACCCCCCAGGCCGUCCAGGUGACCCUAUUCCUGGAAGACCAGGGGAGUUUUAUCCUGAAGGCCGCCCAGGUGACCCUAUUCCUGGAAGACCUGGCGAGUUUUAUCCCCCAGGCCGUCCAGGUGAUCCCAUUCCUGGAAGACCGGGUGAAUUUUACCCAGACCGGCCAGGUGAAGGUCCUGUAGGACCAGAAAGACCUGGUGACCACAUCCCUGGAUGGCCAGAAAGACCCGGUGAAAGAAUCCCUGGACGACCUGAUGAUAGAAGACCAGGAUACCCAGGUCCUGAUGAAGCCUUCCCCCCCGAUGGCAGGUACCCUCUUGCCCCUCAGCGGCCAGUUAUUCCUCCAGGUGAAGUUGACCCUGGCAGAGUGUUCAACCCCAUCACUGGUCUGCCGGAGGACCUGGACGAGUGUGAGUUGAUGGGCCACAUGAUGUGCAAAAAUGGCCGCUGCAUCAACACCAUGGGAUCCUUCCGCUGCGAGUGCAACCCUGGCUUCCGCUACGAUGAGCCAAGCCACACGUGUGUAGACAUCAAUGAGUGUGAUGAGCUGACACCUUGCCAAGGCCUAGCCAAAUGUGAGAACACAGUGGGCAGUUACCGUUGCUCAUGCCCCACAGGAUACAGGAUCAACAGACUCACCAAUAACUGUGUUGAUAUCAAUGAGUGUGAACAGGAAGGUGUGUGCCAGCGGGGAGUGUGUAACAACUUCCAAGGGAGCUUCCAGUGCAUCUGUGACCCCGGCUACGUGCUGACCGCUGACCGCUCAUCCUGCAUUGACCUGGACGAGUGCACCCGCUCACCCAGCAUCUGCAACAAUGGCACCUGCAUCAAUUCUAUGGGCUCCUACCAGUGCCAGUGCUUCAGAGGCUUCACCGUUGGUCCUAACCGGGACUGUAUUGAUGUGAAUGAGUGCCUCAUAAAUGUGGGUCUGUGUGUCAACGGUCGGUGCCGCAACACUGAAGGCUCCUUUGUAUGUGAGUGUGCCGACGGGUACACUCUCACGCCCGAUGGUGAGCAGUGCAGGGACAUCAAUGAAUGCUCUGAGCGGGAAGACGUCUGUCCUGCACCUGGCCGCUGCCAGAAUCUGAUGGGUUCCUUUAUCUGUGACUGUCCUGAAGGCUUUACUCUAUCUCGGGAUGGAAUGUCCUGCAUAGAUGUGGAUGAAUGCAGAACAGUAGAGGACAUCUGUGAGAAUGGUGACUGCAUCAACCAGCAGGGAACCUUCCAGUGUAUCUGUCCCCCUGGCUUUGAGAUCAGCCCAGAUGGAACCAAGUGUGUUGACUACCGUCAGGAAGAAUGUUACGAGACAUAUGAGCGGGGCAUCUGUCUGAAUCCUCGGCCUGUGAGGAUCUUGAAAAAAGAGUGUUGCUGUUCCUCUGGGGCUGCUUGGGGUAUUAACUGUGACCGCUGCCCUCCUAUCAGCUCACCUGAGUUUGAGAAGCUGUGUCCCCUUGGUCCGGGCCGGUCAGAGUCUGGGGCAGAUCUCAACGAGUGUGAGAUUAUGCCAGGCUCGUGUGAGGGGGGAGACUGCAUUAACACCGACGGCUCCUUCCGUUGCGAGUGUCCCAUGGGCUACGUACUUGACAGUUCUGGACGACGUUGUAUUGAUGAGAAUGAAUGUGCUGUGGCCAAUGUCUGUGGCAAUGGAACAUGCAGCAAUGUAGAGGGAGGCUUUGACUGCUCUUGUCAGGAUGGAUUUGCUCCAGGACCAAUGCAGACUUGUGAGGAUGUUGACGAGUGUGAGGAGCUGGGUCACCAGUGUGCCUUCCGCUGUCACAACAUGGCUGGCACCUUCCGCUGCAUCUGUCCCUAUGGCUACACCCUAGCUCCCAACGGCCGCCACUGCCAAGACGUGAACGAAUGCGACACACCAGCCAACAACUGCCGCUUCCUUUGCAAGAAUCUCAUUGGAACCUUCAUGUGCAUCUGCCCUGAUGGCUACCAGCAGGUAGGUAUGACGGACGACUGCAAGGACAUCAAUGAGUGCGCACUGAACCCUAACAUAUGCAAGAGUGGGCGCUGCGUCAACACCAAGGGCUCCUACCGCUGCAACUGUUAUGACGGCUUUGUUGCCAGCAGAGAUGGCAAGCAGUGCAUCGACCAGAGGGAGGGAUACUGCUUCAGGCAACUCAUCAGUGGCAUGUGCUCCACUACUGGUGACAGCCUAGUUAAGGUGACUAAAGCGGACUGCUGCUGCACCAUGGGCCUGGCCUGGGGCCCCAUGUGUGAACACUGCCCACGCAGAGGCACUCCAGAGUAUGAUGAAAUCUGUAUGGAGGCUGGCUUCUCCAUUGAUGGCCUGGACAUUGAUGAGUGCCAGAUGCCCAAUCUCUGUCGCAAUGGCAAGUGCAUCAACACGAUGGGCUCGUACCGGUGCAUCUGUGACAAGGGUUACCAGCCAGACCACUCUGGCACCCGCUGCAUUGACGUCAACGAAUGCGAGCAAACACCAUCUCCUUGCAAGUUCACGUGCCAGAACACGGAGGGAUCAUACCGCUGCUCCUGCCCCCGAGGAUACACACUAAAUCCUGAUGGCAUUACCUGCCGGGAUCUCGAUGAGUGUGCCACAGGCCAGCACACCUGUGAGAAUGAGUGUGUUAACACCCAAGGCUCGUACAAGUGCACAUGUGCCCAAGGAUUCAAUGAAGUUGGGGAGCAGUGUAUUGACAUCAACGAGUGCCUGGAGCAAACUGGCUUGUGUGGGCCUCUGGGAACCUGCCUCAACACCCACGGAAGCUUCAGGUGCAUGUGUCCGAGAGGCUACCAGGUGGAUCCAUCAGGGACGAUGUGCAUAGACUCGGAUGACUGUCUUGAUGGAUCCUGCGACAUGGGCUGUGAGGAUGGGUUCCGUCGUCACCAGUACUACAACCAGUGUGUGGAUGAUGACGAGUGUUCCCAGGCAUCUUUGUGCGGCCCGGCCGAUUGCCAAAACACGCUUGGCUCCUACAAGUGUGGCUGCCCUAAUGGUUACUCCUUCAACUUUGAUCUCCUUAUCUGUAUUCAGGUGGAUGACAGCUGCAUAUCGAGUCCCUGUGCUUACGGUUGUAAUGCUCUUGGGGACGACAGCAUAGCAUGUGGCUGCCCUUCAGGGUUCUCCAGGAUUGGCUCAGGCCACUGCAUGUCCACCCUCAACCCCCCUGUUAGCGGGUUCCAGAAUAGUCAGUAUGGCGGUGCAGGAGGUGGUGGACAAUAUGGUGGUGGUGGUGGUUUUGAUGGGCAGGGUCAGGGCGUGUUCCCCGGUGGUGGCGUCGGUGGCCAGGGAGGAUAUGGUGGUGGUGGAUUUGGUGGUGGCAGGGGACCAGGAUUUGGUGGUGGUGUGGGCAGUGGUGGCGUUGGAGGAACAGGGCCAGGCUUUGCAGGUGGCAGGACAGGGUUUCCAGGUGGUGGUGCUGGGGGAGUAGGACCAGGAGGGUUUGGAAGAGGUGGUGGUUUUGGUGGUGGUGGUGGUGUUAAUGGUGGUGGUUUUGGUGGUGGUGGUGGUGGUUUUGGUGGUGGUGAUGGGUUUUCAGGGGGUGGAUUGCAAGGUGGAUACAUUGGUGGAGGAGGUGGACCAGGACAAGUUGGGUUGGGAGGUGGUGGAAUUGGUGGUGAAGUUGGUGGUGGCAGAGUUGGUGGAGUUGGUGGUGGCAGAUAUGGUGGUGGAGUUGGUGGAGGCAGAGUUGGUGGAGGAACCAAUGGAGGUGGAGGUCUUUAUGGCACGACUAGUAUAGGGGGUGGUGCUGGUGAGGCUGGAGGUGUUGGUGGUGCCGGAGGGGUGUAUGGGGAAGGUUAUGGCUAUGGAUACGGUGCCUCACAAUAUGACUUGGGUGGAGUGCCGACCUUCCCCAUUGGACAGCAAGACCCUCAUGGCAGCAAUGAAAAUAUAAUAUCAACCGAGGGAUGCUUCUCCUGUAAGUUCAACGGGCAGGGAGCUCCCUCAGGCAGACGAAGGCGCUCAGUCAUAGAUGAGAUUGUCAGCCCAAUAUUGCUGGCACAUGUCUCAUCCAACUUUACAGACAAGGAGGUAGUGCUGGUGCAUGCACAUAACCAAACUCACAAGGUGGUGAGAAGAAGCUUGGAGACAGAGUUUAAACGGCAGGAGAGCAUAUCCCAGAGGGCAGCAAAGAAUCCCAUCGUCCUGAAGGUUUCUCUCGACCAGACAAGACACAGGACGAGACUGAUCAAACUGAAGCCAGCCAUUACCUACCUUCAGAACAAUGUGAAGUAUGAAAUAGUGAAGGGCAAUGAGGAGGAUGUUUUUGAGAUGCGGUCACACCACCACCACGGCACCACCACCCUUCACUUCCACCGCCGCCUUCAUCAUCCAGAAACAUUUGAUAUAGAAAUCACAGGCCGUCCCCUUGACUACUCCAACAUCAGUGACGAGGCACACAGUGAACUGGACAUGAAUCUUAGAAUUAUUGUGACACACUGAGGUCAGAAAACAACAAGGGGAAUGUCAUCAUAUUUCACAGUGAAGAGUGUCUCAAGAGACUAGUGUGUGUGUGUGUGUGUGUGUGUGUGUGUGUGUGUGUGUGUGUGUGUGUGUGUGUGUGUGUUGGGGGCAAUGCCAGUUAAAAAUUACAUGAUGGUUACUUUUCCAUAAUUUAUUUCACCUACUUAGAGCUGGAGGGAUGAAAAUGUGCUCUCAGAAAAGUGAUAUUUCCUGCUCAGUCUGCCACCACUGGCCUGACACUCAUAGAACCUAGGCACCAACACCAGGCUAAGGGAACUCCAUCUCUCAUGAAUGCAAGUUUUUAUGCCUCUCUCCGCCAAGAUGUACCAUUCUCAUAGCUUCAUAAACAUUUUAUUUCCUAGAAGAACAGACAUACUAUAUUUGAAUGUUCCUUUAAUAAAAAUUCCUCACAUAAUAGCUGUUUAGUCACACAAUUACUGGGGUCCACUACUUUGCUUUCCGACUACUUUGUUACUCUAUGUACAUUGAAGUGUACUUACUAGAUAUUAGGAAGUCCCUCCCAGUUAGCUGACAUCAUGCAACGUGCAAAGCUAGAAAAAAAAUGCAGUUUGGUGAGAUUUAAGAGACUCUUCCAUUGUGGUGAUAUUUAUGAAGGUGCUAAUUUUACUUGGCUUUGCUUGAACUCAUAUAUGUAUGUGUACCUAAGGGACCAAUAGUUUUAAAGUAAUGGAUCACUGAGGGAAUGUGGUGUUGAUAUUUUGCAAGGGUUGCAUUCUUUUACUUCCACAAUAUAAAUGCAUUACGUAUUUUGUCAUGCAAGUUAAUACAAGAGAAUGACACUUAUGAUCUUGUCAAGAACCAUUUAAUAUCUGCUCAGUGAUAUUACCCUACCAUUCCCCAUCACACUCUUCCACCAAAUUUGGCACAGAACACACACAAAAAAAUGCAGAUAAAUCAUGAGUCUUCUUAAUAGUAGAACCGUUAUUCACAAUCACAUGCUUCUAAUGUAUUUUAGAUAAUGUAAAUAAGUUAGACAAUUUAUAUGCAGUAUCUGUAUAUGAGUUGUAUAACUUUUAAGGUUCAUACAAGUUCUCUCAUCCUUGUCUCUGAACACAUUCACUCGCUCUCUGCAUGGGAACACGCGAAGGCUGCCUGACCGAGCCCAAAGAGUCCAGGUUCAGCAGCGUGGUGUGUGGUGGGUGUGGUGCUUCAUGGUGUCCAUCUCCUGAAACAAUGCAUGUACCUUCCUGAGCACUAAAUAUGGCUAAACUCUAUCAACCAUUUUGAAACAGUGUACGAACAAGCUAAAUGGAAUUAAUAUACCACUUCUAUUGUAAUAUUCCUGUAUAAAACCAAACAGCAAGGUUUAAUCACGUUUUUCUGAAUAAAUAAUAUAAAAAAAAAACUGAAAUGCUGACUCUUCAAAAAUAAAGUUUCAAAACUCACCACACAGGAAGAGUAUUUGUAAGCAGGUCAUGUAGUGCCCAGGUUGGUACUGACAUUGUUCAUUCUCACUGCCAAAAGGACACCGUCUCUGCAAGAAAACAUAAGAUAACUCACCUAGGUUUAAGUGACUGUAGUGAAGGCUAUGUAGGGAGAAAACUCGCCCUUAACUCGUCCAUGGUCUAAUGCUUUAGCUCUUUUUGCAGGGCUUUAAUACCGGAGCUUUCUGAUGGAUGCAAGAAAAGAAGGUACACAUUCUGUUCUUUACAAAAUAUCAUUGAGGGAUAACCACGUGAUCUUGUGGCAGGUUGCUGAAACUAUAGUGAAUCUAAUUUUGUUAUUGAGCUAAUAGUUAAACAAAAAAUAGCUAUAUGUAUGACAAAAGUGUUACUUCAUAAUUUUCUUGUAAUUUCUGCAUAUAAAAAAUGAUCUUGUAAACUUGUAUAAAAAUUAUGUAAAGAUGGGUUUAAUGUGGGACCAAGAGUUUUUAUGAAAAUACUGUAAAGAAGGGUUCAAUGUGGGACCAAGAGCUGCAGGAUUUCCUGGCACAAAUACACACUGUUUUUUAGGGAACUGCUUCUAUGUGGUAGUGGAGACCCCUGCCUCCUCCUCUCCUUACUGCUGGCUCUUCUCUUAGACACAUCACACAUUCCAAUAUGUAAUGAUUAUGGUGAUUCAAUUAAUGAUACCAAAUACAAAUCUUCCAAGUUUGUUUCACAUCAUGCAUGGCCAUCAUUUUGAAAGCUUCAGAAAAAAUAAAUGAAUGACAAUCACAUGCAAUAUUGUAUUACCAUUUGGGUGUCUAUGGCCAAUAAAAAACUGAUAACUUCGGUGUAUGACAUGACGUCAAAGCUUUAACUGAAGAGUGGCAUCUCCAGUGAUGUACUCUGGCCUGUUUAUUAGGUAUGUAUUGUGCCAAUUUUCAGUUCAUCAAGAACAGCUUUGUGUGAAUUUGUUUGCUGUAUUAGAUGUUAGGUAAAUUUAAUAGUAGAUUAUUUAUAAUGAUUGUUACAACUACACCCCCCUUUAAUCAAUAAGAGGCUGUUUAGUAAUUCAGACUAUUCAUCUUCAGUAAUAUUUGCAAUUUGAACACUGCCUUAUUAGAUUUACUCUCCACUUUACCUUCAAUUGUUAUACUAAUGUUUCCUGAGUGUGAUAUCAUCUAAUUCUGACAUUUUUUACUUCAUUAUUUAAGCGUCCUUCCAGCAUACACUCUGAGUCCUUCCAGACACCUUCCUCUCACUUUGUGUGUGUGUGUGUGUGUGUGUUCUCUGCCUCCUUCCUUUGAUCCACUCAUUAAUCCUUCAACUUGAGUCAACACUUUUAGACACUUAGUAGUGGUCAUGUUUGCUGACCCCAAGAACUGCUUGUAAAAACUUUUCAUAAUAAAUCUCUCUCAAGA